This is a messenger RNA of Mesorhabditis belari, 288 nucleotides long. The record is from the annotation of a GenBank genome assembly. NCBI's taxonomy places the organism in Eukaryota, Metazoa, Nematoda, Chromadorea, Rhabditida, Rhabditidae.
AUGCUAUCUGCUGAGGUGCUGAGACAAGCGUGUGAACCGAUGGCUUUAAAUGGAGGACUCGCCGCCAGAGAGGCUGAUCACUCGUCACCAUUCGGAAGCUACCUCUCCUCAUCAUCCAGCGGGAGUUUCGGCAGUGACGCUGGUGGAGGACUUUUCGGGGCAAGAGGCUCUACAGCAUCAGGCCCUCGCAACGACUCGAUCUCUAUCGUCAACUCGUUUAUCCACCAUGCGAUGCCGAGCCAACCCUUCAAAUGGCUCGAUGAGCGCGAGUUGAAGAAUAGAAACAGG